UAUUCCAUAAUGACACAUUUCGAGCCGGAAAUAACGACCCUGGUUCGACUUGUGAGUUAUUUUACUGUAAUAGACCGUGUGUGUAGUGUACUCUCAAUUGUAAUAUCAACCAGUCACAUUAAGUUAGUUAAAUAUUAGUAUUUCGUGAGUUCGUGAGACACAACAGGUGGGAUGCUGAGUUCCAAGCUGUUGACUCUGGUGAUAGUGGUCCAGCCUGGCAAGGUCCUGCUGGGAAUGAAGAAGCGAGGAUUCGGGGCUGGAUGGUGGAAUGGUUUCGGGGGAAAAGUGGAAGAUGGAGAAACUAUUGAGGAAGCAGCAAAGAGAGAACUCCUUGAAGAAAGUGGCCUCACCACGGAUGCUCUCGAAAAGGUUGGAAAUAUAAAGUUCGAGUUUGUCGGCGACACGAAGCUGCUGGACGUUCAUAUUUUUAGAGCCGACUCGUACACCGGAGAGCCAACUGAAACAGAAGAAAUGAGACCCCAGUGGUUCGACUUCGACAAAAUCCCCUACAACCAAAUGUGGCCCGACGACUACAUGUGGUACCCGCUGCUGCUGCAGAAGAAGAAGUUUUUGGGCUACAUGGUCUUCCGGGGCAACGAUGUGAUGCUGAGCCACAAGCUGGAGGAGGUGGAUGAGCUGUGAGGGGAAGGAGACGGCGGCAGGCUGUGUGGGAGGCGUCACAUUGCUCAGUGAAUGUUGGACGUACUGAUGUAAAUAUGUAUACUGUAAAACUGGCUGGAUGAUUCCUUGAAAUAUUACCAGCUGGAAUUGAAUUCUGAAUCUGAAUUGAUGUAAUUAGAAAGUGCACUUUGCUGAGAAAUUGACCCAAGAGAUGCUGUCAGAGCUAAAAAAAAAUUUGCUAUUCCAUAAAUACCAGCAGCACAGGAUGGCAUCUCAGUAUUGUGAUUGAACUCAGAUUGCUAUGAUCUCCCUCGGAUGCCAUGUGACAUCUUUCCACCUGUACAAAAAGGGCAAUAUGGAACACACAAUUCUUUUCAAAUCCAUCCAUGGUUUAGCUUUUAAGCACCAUAAAAUGAGGACAAAUUACCUCUUUGGACACAUUAACAUUAGUUUGACUGCCAGUCUUUCCGUAUUCACACAAAAACUGAGGCAUUUCCACUUUUGUGCAUUUAUUUUUCAGCAAGUAUCACUCAAGCUUAUUCAUUUGCAUAUAUUUGUGGAGGAUGGAAGCUGUGCAAUUGUGACCAAAGUUGUUCUUUUAUCUUCUCUUCUCUCUUCUCAACAUCAAGAAUAGUGUUUAUCGGGUUCAUACAACUUAUUGCACAUACAGUGACAGUAUCGAUGCUAGCGUUCUCGUAGAAGUGCCGUUCAUUCAGUAACUCUGUUAUGCAAGUCUGAGCUGAGGCACUUGGAAUUAGCUUAUGAAACACACCUGGGAGUCAUUAGAAACAGUAUAACCUCAGCAGGAUACCGAUGUCUACGGUCCAAGAAAUAGUAUAUAAACAAAUAUGAUCAGAUUUGUAUACUGUAUCAAAAAAUCCUUCUCAAGUCAAAACACUGGAGUGAUCAAAAGCAUUCCUAAUAAAGUUAAACAUUUUGUCUUAA
Molecule: messenger RNA, 1566 nt
Organism: Dunckerocampus dactyliophorus (ringed pipefish)
Lineage: Eukaryota; Metazoa; Chordata; Actinopteri; Syngnathiformes; Syngnathidae
Gene: nudt1
Product: nudix (nucleoside diphosphate linked moiety X)-type motif 1
Exons: 4
Coding region: 172-642 (156 amino acids)
Biological process (GO): DNA protection
Molecular function (GO): 8-oxo-7,8-dihydroguanosine triphosphate pyrophosphatase activity
Source: RefSeq, a predicted model, not a curated record